This is a messenger RNA of Gamsiella multidivaricata, 1902 nucleotides long. RefSeq lists its product as uncharacterized. Gene Ontology annotation, molecular function: FAD binding. The coding region runs from base 399 to 1787 and encodes 462 amino acids. The record is from RefSeq and is a predicted model, not a curated record. NCBI's taxonomy places the organism in Eukaryota, Fungi, Mortierellomycota, Mortierellomycetes, Mortierellales, Mortierellaceae. The transcript has 7 exons.
UGCUGCUCUCGUCCUGUCUUACGUUUAAUAUUAUUAGGGUCAAUGGGCAAUGACAAUGGCCAGACUAGCUCUUCCUGUCCAGUGUCUCCUCGGUUCGCUCGCCUAUCAUCCCGCAUGAAUGAAUGAACAACUGUAUUCUGCACGCAGUUAUUUUGAUGGAACGUCGAGCUGGGCAAAGGAUCUCCGUUCUGUGCUCCUCAUCUGAAAAAAAACCCAAUCAGAAAAGGAAGCUCAUUCAUCGCAUCCAUUUUUCGCGAUCUCAUCCAUCCUUCAUCUCAUCCACUUGUUCACCCCUCGCGAUUCGUUCUCUUCCCCCUUCAUCAAUUUCGCCUUGAAUAAUUUUUUUCCUUCACACUCCAUCACCCUACACCUAUAACACUACACCUCCCCCAUCUAGCAUGCCAGAUAACACACCUCCCAAAGUCCUCAUCGCAGGCGCCGGCAUCGCCGGUCUGAUCAUGGCCAUCCUUCUCGACAAGGCUGGCAUCGAAUACGAUAUCUUUGAGCGCUACGAGACGGUCCGACCCCUAGGAUCGGCCACAGGUCUCGGAUUCAAUGUCAUGCCUUUGAUGGACCAGCUCGGUCUCCUCGAGGACCUCAAGUCCAUCUGCAAAAUCAUCGAGGGUACCACCAUCUUUAAGGAGGAUAUGGAGGUCAUCCGAGAGAUCCGUCUCAAGGAGAACAGGGUCUUGACCGGCUAUGACUCCAUGAUCACAUCCCGUCCUCAGUUCCACGCCCUCCUCAUGUCGCGCGUCCCUAAGGAGAAGAUCCACAUGAGCAAGAAGAUCAUUGCGCUCACUCAGGAUACCGAGAGUGUUACGAUCACCUGUGCGGACGGCAGCACCUAUACGGGUGACAUCCUCAUCGGAGCCGACGGUGCCUACAGUGGCGUUCGCCAGGCCCUAUACGACGAGAUGAAGAAGGAGGGCAUCCUGCCAAAGUCGGAUGAGGAGGAACUCGUUAGCCAUUACAUGAGCAUCCUCGGCACCACCGAUUCGUUGAACCCCCGCAACUAUGAGGGACUCGACGAUAAGGAGUCGCACUGUGAUACUGUGAUUGGUGACGAACGUGGGUUGACUUGGAGGUACUUCACAAUCCCUGAUAACCGUGUCUGCUGGAGAAUCGACCUGCAGUCCAAGGACAUGGACCCAAAGCUAUAUGAGAACUGGCUGAAUGCGGACUACAACAUGUUCGAUAUCAACCAGCUGCCCGAGGCAUGGAAGCACCACAAGCUGGCCAUCAUGGGUGAACUUGGAGAUCUGUUCGACAACACGCCCAAGGAGGCCAUUUCCAAGGUCGUCCUCGAGGAGAAGGUCUUUGAGACCUGGAAGCACGGACGUACUGUGCUUAUCGGAGAUGCCGCCCACAAGAUGCUUCCCAACUUCGGGGCCUUGAACGCGAUCCUCGACGCCGUCAUCCUCGCGAACGCGAUCUACGAGAUGCCAACGGCUAACCAAAAGAACAUCACCAAGGCUUUUGAUGAUUUUUAUGAGGAACGCUUCCCGACCAUGAAGAAAGAACUCAGCGCGAGCCAACAAAUGUCGACCGUCAUGGCUGGCAAGACAUGGCUGGACAGUGCUGCCCGAUGGGUGCUCCUGAAGUUGGUCCCCAAAUACUUCAAGGAGAAGAGUCUAGAGUACACACUGCAGUACAGACCCCAGGCACUCUUCUUGCCCCGAAUCGAGUCCACUGGUACUGUCCCCAUCACUCCCCAAAGGCCUUCAAAGAAAUAUGCCGCGUACGUGAAGGCCCAGGCUGCUGCUGCUCCUGCACCCAGUGCCGUUUAAAAACUGAAGGUUUAUAUGUUGUGCUUCCUGCCUUUUUCUAUUCCUUUUUUUUUUCUUUUUUUUUUCAUAUUUCUGUAGCCUACAAACCAUAGACAUGAGUAAUGAUCGUAUGACA